ACCGGUGUAAAGAAGAUGGUGCUCAUCAAGGAAUAUCGUGUGGUCUUGCCAUGCUCGGUGGAAGAGUAUCAAGUCGGGCAGCUUUUCUCGGUGGCUGAGGCCAGUAAAAACGAGACGGGUGGCGGAGAGGGCAUUGAAGUGCUGAAGAACGAACCGUACGAGGAAGAUGGCGAGAAGGGACAAUACACACACAAAAUUUACCACUUAAAGAGUAAAGUGCCAGGCUUUGUGAAGAUGAUCGCACCAGAGGGGGCGUUAGUUUUCCACGAAAAGGCCUGGAAUGCUUAUCCAUACUGCCGCACGAUUGUGACUAACGAAUACAUGAAAGAUGAUUUCAUGAUUAAAAUAGAAACGUGGCACAAACCUGACACGGGCUCUUUAGAGAAUGUACAUGAUCUGGACCCAACCACAUGGAAGACAGUGGAGGUCGUGCAUAUCGAUAUAGCUGAUCGGUCUCAGGUUGAACCUGCAGAUUAUAAACAAGACGAGGACCCAGCAAUCUUUCAAUCAGAGAAAACCGGCCGAGGACCUUUAGGACCGGACUGGAAAAAAGAGCUCUUGGCCAAGCCAGACGCCCCUCGUAUGUGUGCGUACAAACUAGUCACUGUCAAGUUCAAGUGGUGGGGCCUUCAAACCAAAAUAGAAAACUUCAUCCACAAGCAAGAGAAGAGAAUCUUCACCAACUUCCACCGUCAGCUCUUCUGUUGGAUUGACAGCUGGGUGGAGCUCACCAUGGCAGACAUCCGCAGGAUGGAGGAGCAGACGCAGCGAGAGCUGGAAGAGAUGCGUCAAAAGGGAUCCGUACGAGGCACGACGGCAGCCGAUGAGUAGCCGAAUCCUUUUUAGUAACACAAGGCAGGUGGAGAGACUCCCUUCGUAAAACUGGUCAGGUUCGAGGCACCAGUGCUGCUCACGAACAAUGAGGCAAAACUACAAGAAUCCAACCACGAUGACGCUUGACGAAAGACAUCAACGCAUCCACCAAAGCGGCCAGCGCCGCCGCCGCCGCCGUCCUCCACCAGACAGCAGAAUGACACAAUGAUCAGUAGUACUGGACAGGGUGGACACUCUUGUGCGCUGGACAACUCUUGACCUGUUUUCUAGAUUCAGGCAGGUUGAUCCAGUGACGAUUACCACUUUGUUAGGACGUUUAGACAUGUCAGAGUAUUGCUGUAUGGUUGUGUUAUUCUAUUUCAGAAAAAAAAAAA
Messenger RNA from Rhinichthys klamathensis goyatoka, 1208 nucleotides. RefSeq names its product phosphatidylinositol transfer protein, beta (gene pitpnb). The coding region runs from base 16 to 831 and encodes 271 amino acids. Gene Ontology annotation, biological process: phospholipid transport. The transcript is spliced from 12 exons. NCBI's taxonomy places the organism in Eukaryota, Metazoa, Chordata, Actinopteri, Cypriniformes, Leuciscidae. The record is from RefSeq and is a predicted model, not a curated record. Gene Ontology annotation, molecular function: phosphatidylinositol transfer activity; phosphatidylcholine intramembrane carrier activity; phosphatidylcholine binding. Gene Ontology annotation, cellular component: cytoplasm.